ACCUCCAAGUGUUGUUCUAAAUGUGAUGGUGUGCCAAGAAAGAAAUGUUGUUAUAGCGAUCCAAUGAAAGUGUGUUUUUUUUGUAACAGCAACUUUGUAACAGUUAAUUUGAAUGUGUACAUAUCUGCAAUGAAUAGGUACCGGUAAUUAUUUUUUAAUUAUAUCGAUUAAUUAAAAUUAAUGUUUACAAGACUUUCGUCUACUACAUACAAUACAGUCUCAGUCUAGUCUAAGUCUAAACUAAGCUUAAGUUAAGAUUAAGUGUGUACGACCAACUAUUUCUAAUCACUACACUGUGUGUGUAGGCUGUAGGGAAGUACACUACGUCCCUGCCUAGUUCCUUGACGAUCCAGAUUCUCCUGCGCCGGCUUGAAGGGAAUUCUACCCAACAAUGUAAUUACUUGUAAAUUAAUAAUUCUAUUAUUAAAAAAAAAAUAAUUGAAAAACGAAUGACAUAUACAAUAUAGGCAUAGGCGAAGUUGGACUUUACUUUGUUGGGUUCCCGCGGUCUGGACUCCCUGCGGGUGUAAAAAUAUUGAAGUUCAAGUUUUAUGAUAAAGCACAAGAGAAUAUUGUUGUCUUAAAGGAUGUCUAAGGUAAAUUGUACCCCUCAUGUCACCUCCCCUGGACAAAUAAUAAAUAAGUUUUAAUUUUUUUUUCAAUUUGUCCAAUCCUAUACUAUGAAUAAGAAUAGUAUGAAUUUUGAUUAAAAUGUUCCACCAGUAUCUGUGAAAGCUAAUGUAUAAGUGUGUAGGCCUAAUUUGUAUCAAAUUUCUUCCCUCAAGACUUGAAUAAAUAAAUAGUGUGCAUAGGUCAUAACAAUAACUUCAUUGUUUUUUCUAUGUGCCUAUGUGCUUUCAGAAAUGAGCAAAAAUAAAUCCAUAUUUUUCAAAAGUAUUUCUUUUGUAGGGUUGUUGUUUUUUUUGUCCCUUAUUUUUCAAUCAACUCUACCUUGAAUCAACAGGAAUAUUAAUGUUUGCCCAUUUGCUCUUUACACUUCCAGCAUCCUCUUGGCUGUUCAGUCCAAAAAUACCAAAGCCUUGACCACUUUGUUGAAUGGACACACCUCUGUACCUGACCUAGAGAAAGCUUUGAUCUAUUCAAGUCGAGAGGGUUACACAGACUGUGUCAAAUGUAUAUUAAAAAGUCAGUAUGGUAUUCAUUGAAAGUCUAAAUCAAGGGAUUUUAAUUAUUAUUUUCAUUUUUUUUUUCCCUUUUUCUUUUCUUAAUUUUUUUUAGAUAUUCUUUUAUCCAGUAUGAAAUAUUUCUACAUGAUUGUAUGUCAUGAUAAUAUAUAAUUACAUGAAUUAAGGGCACAUUCAAAAUUUCUUGUGAACUCCAGGGUGCAAAAAUGAUUUACUUAUUUAAAAGUGGAAAUAAAUUAGUGUUGGAGUAAUACAAAUAUACGGUUUUUUAGGACAUUUAACAAAACUUUGGACAAAAAAUUUUAAUUUUAGGAAAUUUAUUUUCAAUGAAGCUUUUGACAUAUCAAUUAAAUUUAAAACAAUAAAGCAUGUAUACCCAUUUAUUUAAAAAUUAAAGAAAAAAAAUUGCAAAUUUGACACACACAAAAAAAGAAGACUAGGGCAGUAAUUUUAAUUUUUUCUGUUCAAUAGUGUUUGUCCUUGUAUUCUCCCUUGUUAACUAUUCCUUGUUCAAGUUGAAUUUGCUGCAUACACAUAAUGUCAACUUUCCCCAAGUACCUUUUUUUAAGACCCAGACAAAUCUCAUCACCAGCUGGCACAAGCCCCAAUAUCAGAGAUGCCAGUGACAACACGCCUUUGUACCUGGCUGUCCUAGGAGGUCACCAUGACAUUGUCAAGGAUUUGUGUGAAUGUGGCGCCACACUAGACUCCAUAGGUAGCAGCAACAGCACAGCAUUACAUGCGGCUGCCAAAUGGGGGAAAGACGAAUGUGUGGACGUGAGUGAACUAUAAUACAUUUUUAUUUCUUUCAGGCUCGCUUCCUGAUCUUCAUCAUACUUCAUGAAUAACUUUUAAAAACAAAACCAAAAAUAACAAAUGAUUCUACAAAACUAUGAAUGGAAAUUUAUUUUAGGAUAAUUUUAUUUCUAAAAAAGACGAAUAGUAGGAAAAAAAACUAAACAUUAUAUUGGCGUAUAACACGCACACAUCAUUUGCCCCCUAUUUUCAGGGAGAAAAAGUGCGUGUUAUACGCCAAUAAAUACUGUAAUUUAUAUUAUAAUAAUUUUAAUUUUAAAAAUUAUGAAUGGAAAUUUAUAUUAGGAUAAUUUUAUUUCUAAAAAAGACCAAUAGUAAUUUAUAUUAUGAUAACUUUAUUUCUUAUAAAUACAGAUGGAAAUUUAUAUUACAACCAUUUUAGUGCUAAAAAUAUAAAUAGACAUUUUUAUUAUAGCAAUUUAUUUGAUACUACAUUUGGUUGAAUUGAAGUGAAGUGUAUCAUUUUUUAAAAAUUUCAUGACAAUAAAUAAGUUAGCGAUAUUAAAAUAUUACUUUGUCAAAACAUUUUUUUAAAAAGCCAACUCCACACUUCGUUUCAUUUGAAGAAAUCUGCGCCACUGCCCAACAUCCUGCAAACUAAAUGCCUAUCUCACACUUGUCCGUCCGCUACUAGAAUAUGGUGCGAUAAUAUGGGACCCUUACCUAAAGCAAGAUGUGGACAAGAUCAAGCGAAUACAACAUAACGCAGUGCGCUUCAUCGAAAGUGACUACAAAUCCACCACUCCUGGCUUCGUCACUGACCUCUUAAAUUGAUUUGACAUCCCCUCCCUCAAAAACAGACGAGAAAAGCUCCGUCUAAUAUUUCUCUAUAAAGUGGUCACGGGGCUAGUGCCGGCCAUUCCAGCUAACACGUAUCUAACCCUGCAGAAGCCAGGUCGCUUAGUCAGAGCCAAACGCUCAGUAAACCCUGACUUCACCUCUGACAACUCCAUGAGCAGUUACAUCCAGAACAAUAGUAGAUGCUUCACUGUGCCUCGUUGUAACACAGUUCAAUAUAAACAUUAAUUCUUCCCACGAGCAAUAAUUGUUUGGAACCAACCGGACAAUGCCGCCGUGGACUCAAAAUUAAUUGCGAGUUUCAAGGCUGCCCUGGCACCUGCUAGGAGCCAUUAGAAUAGCCGCAUCAUUUCCCAAACCGUUGCACAAAUGCCAGUACUUGGUUGCAGCAUUGUAGUCUAUCAGAAUCAGAGAAUAAAAGUGCCUUUAUUUUCUUCAAAUACUUCCAUCUGUUAUAUGCCAUCCUUCAAAAGCUAACAAAAUUCUAACACAUAAAAGAAACUGAAACCCACAGUGAAAAUAUUCAACAAGUUCUUUCAACUAAAAAAAAACAUACCAACUCAUAUAAAAUUACUGACUGGUUGUACAACACUGGUACAACACUGGUACAACACUGGUACAACACUGGUACAACAAACACUCAAAAGUUUAAAUGUUAAGUCUUCUAUUCAAUUUUACAGGUCAAGAAAUCUUAAAAACAAAGCUUUACUAUUUGUUGACUGUACAGAUCCUGUUAGCUCAUGGUUGCAGCCUCAACGCCAGCGAUUCCUCUGGAAACACAGCUUUGAUCCUGGCUGUCCGCGGCAAGCAUUACCUGGCCAUCCGCAGCCUGUUGGAUGCAGGCUGUGAUGUGAACCGCACGGACGAUACUGGGAGAACGGCUUUACACUAUGCCAGCCACACGGCCGUGGCUGUUGAACAGCUUAUAAAAGCUGGUACGGUGAGGCUGUCCCAUUUCCUGUCUUCAUUCUUAUUUUGUCUUAGGGACACACUUAAAGUGGUUACUAAAAUUCAAAGACUUAUCUUUUAUAUAUAUAUACACUCAAAUAGCUCAGCUUUUUUAACUAGGAGCAGCGUGCCAGCUAAUUUUUAUUAUGAAUGUAUAUUAUUACACCUAGUCCCAAUCUAUGGCUUGCAACUCCCACUCUUAUGAAUUCUCUCUUCUUCUUUCCACAAUUUUUUUUGCUGCCCUCUAGGAUAUUUACUUUUCAGACAAGGGCUAUUUUUAAAAUUUAAUUCUGUUUUUUUCUAUUUUUUGUUCGCUGGUGAAAGCUUUCUGCCAGUUUUGUGCAACCACUUGAUGUCGAGGGUUUACCAAGGCAGCUAUUCUCCACGUUUUGCGGUCUCUUUCCAAUCAUUCGUGGUUGACCUCAAGCUUUCUGAGCUAUGUGGCUGAACAAACUUAACACUGGAGCUAAACAUCAUUCUUGUCUCUCUUUCGUUAUUUGCCUAGAAAUAUUUUUAAGUUGGGUAAAGAAAGAAACAACUCCUCUAGCCUUCUGUAUUCUUGCCUUUAUAACUGCCUCCGACAACAACCCCCCCCCCACCCUUCUUUACUAAUUAAAUUUCCUCAAUAGGUAAAAUUUUCUACUGCUCCCACUGAUCUCCCUCCUAUUGCUACAUUUCUUUUGCUAUUUGGAUUUACUCCCAUAAAUUUAGGUGGUUUUUUUCAUUUACUGCAUGUCCUAUUCUCUGGAAAUCGAAUCAAGCUUUGCAGUUUUGUCUUGUAUUUGUUUUUGGCUUUGGGACUAUAGGGCGAUGUCAUCUGCAGAACCCAUGUUUUCUAAUGGCUUAAAAAUGGUCCAUUGUAUUCCAUGUCCCCCACAUUAUGUUGUCCUUCUCAUAAUCCAAUCUAUGACUAUACGAAAGUGAAAUAGUGAUAGUAGACAGCCCUGUUGCACCCCUGACCAUUUGCAACACUGACUCUAAUGGUGAUAGUAGACAACCCUGCCCCACCCCUGACUCUUAUGAUUACAGUAGACAGCCCUGACACACUUCUGACUCUAAUGAUGAUGGUAGAGAGCACUGACACACUUCUGACUCUAAUGAUGAUGGUAGAGAGCCCUGACACACUUCUGACUCUAAUGAUGAUGGUAGAGAGCCCUGACACACUUCUGACUCUAAUGAUGAUGGUAGAGAGCCCUGACACACUUCUGACUCUAAUGAUGAUGGUAGAGAGCCCUGACACACUUCUGACUCUAAUGAUGAUGGUAGAGAGCCCUGACACACUUCUGACUCUAAUGAUGAUGGUAGAGAGCCCUGUGUGCAAUAUCAGUGUUGCAAUAGUUUCCACAGGGUUUCUCUCUCAACAAUAUCUAAGGCUUUUAAGAGUUGCUAUUUGAUUGUCUUAUAGUGGCUAUUUGAUUAUCUUAUAGUGGCUAUUUGAUUGUCUUAUAGUGGCUAUUUGAUUGUCUUAUAGUGGCUAUUUGGCUGUCUUAUAGUGGCUAUUUGGUUGUCUUAUAGUGGCUAUUUAAUUGUCUUAUAGUGGCUAUUUGAUUGUCUUAUAGUGGCUAUUUGAUUUUCUUAUAGUGGCUAUUUGAUUGUCUUAUAGUGGCUUUGCAUUUUUAAAAAAAAUGCUUUCCAGUAUUACUUUAUUACAGAGUUGUUACUCUGUUACAGACAUUGUCUGAGAUUAUGCCUGGAUUUAUUUUCAAUCCUGGACAAGAAUUUAUUUAAAAUCACUACAAGUUCAGUCACAUUCAUAAACUAAAUAGCACAUCACAUCCAAUCAACACAAACUCUUUUUCCAAGUCUUACCAAUCAAAUGACCCUGACCUCCAGGUGCCGAUGUCAACAUUCAAGACAAAGAUGGAUGUACUCCGCUCAUGAUGGCAGCCACCGAAGGCCUAGAUCGGGUUAUACACGCUCUGUGCCAGGUGAAAGGAGUGGACGCAAACAAGGCAAACCAUGGGGCUGGAAAAACUCCCUUGCAUAUUUUGGCCUACAAGGGUCACCGGAGGUAAUAGUUUUGAUGGUAUUGAUAUGCAUGUCGUGUUAGAGCAACAACUUUUGAUGGGUACACAUGUUAGAUCAGAUUACCCUGAGUGGUUACACAUAUGCAAUCACAUUUAGUUUCUUAUUAAACAAGCUAUUUGAAGAAAAUAUUCAUGGCAGCUCUGAAGCAUGAAUAAAUAAAUUACUGUUAGAAACACACGCUCACCCAAAUAGUCCCUGGCGUACAGCUGCAUAGAUGGCUCAGCACCGGAAUAUCUCAAAGAAUUGAUUUAUUAACAUGUAUCUUUGAAGAGCCUGCGGUCUUCAACACAGUCCUUGCUGAGUGUUCACAGUGUGAAUGAACAUAGGAAAAAGUCUUAUGGGGUGCGCUCCUUUGAAGCGAUGGCGCCAAAAUUAUGGAACAGUUUGCCUCAAUCUUUGAGGGGAAUAGAAAAUGAUAAAAAAUCAUUUAAGAAACAUUUUAAAACUUUUUGUUUAAAUAGAUUUCAGAAAACCAGAUCGAAUUGAGCAUGCUAAAGUGGCAUGAAUACCAGCGCGAUAUAAAUAUCAAAUCAAUCAAUUACUCACAUGAGACUGUAGUGUCUGGUGAUGUCACAGUUAGUAAAAAUCUGUUUGAAUUUAUCUGGGUUGAAUUUAUCUGGGUAUCUCAAUGUAGAUAUCUGAAACUGAUUUUUCAAAAUGAUCCUAUAGCAUUUUUUAUGCUUUUAUGUCCCGAACCCGUGAUGCUUAGAAUGUGGAUACAAAUUUAUUUACAUAUCUUAUUUAGGAAACAAAAAGUUAUGAUUUUUAAAAAUCUUAGUAUUUUGAAAGUUUUUUGCUACUCUCAAAACUGCCAUAUUGGGAAGGUUAAGUCCACGCCAUCAAAUGUUACCAUGUUUGUUUUUUGUUCUAGUUGUGUGAGUGAUCUCAUAUCUGUAGGGGCCGAUAUAAAUUUACUCGACUGUGAUAGAAAGAGUCCGUUGUGGUACGCUGUGGCCAAUGCCAGACUCGGUAUUGUGGCCCUGCUCCUUCGGGCCAAUGGCCUGGUGGAUACAUAUCAGGUAUAUCAUAGCUGAAUGUUCUGCAUGACAAUUUUCUACCUCAUUAAAAUUCCACCCCCCCUCCCCCAAUCCCCACCUAAAAUGUACACAUCCUGUUGUAAAGGAUUUGAAUCAAGUUUGUGCAGCUAUGUCCAAAUUUUUGGAUUAUAUUUUCUUGAUUGAUGCAUGUCUCUGUUAAUGUCCAAGUUAGUGCAGUGUAAUUUUCCAUUUACGUGCAUGUCAAUGUAUUUUUUUGUGGUGGAAAUAAAGUUAUUAAUGCUUGGAAAAUGAGUUGUCUCAUUAAUGAUCUACAUAGCAAAUGAUAAUAUUGGCAAACUGUUUGGUAUUACUCAAGCACCCCACACCCCCUUCUUCCAGCUCAGCCCCCUUCCAACAUGUUUUCCCUCUUCUAUUAACAUUAAUUGACAUGAUGAACACACAUUUUUUUUACAUUUUACAUGGGUGUAAUGCCAAACAUCAUCGGUAGCGUUUCGUAUUUUUUGUCAAACUUUCAUUGAAAAGCUGUGUGAAGUUAUCAUGGAAACAGAGGCUAGAGUAUUCUGACUAGGGCAGCUCUGGUCCGUCUUCUGUCUGGGCCCACUGAUGACCAGCACUUGAAUUCUGCCAACCACCUCACAAGUGUAAAAAAAAUAGUAAUAAUGACAGCCAUUUUAUUGGCUAUAUGUUAUUGAUAGAUUUGUUGGUCCAUAUAUUUUUAGGAUAUAAUAUUGGAAUAUAAUAUUGGAAUAUAUUGGAAUAUAAUAUUGGAAUAUAAUAUUGGAAUAUAAUAUUGGAAUAUAAUAUUGGAAUAUAAUAUUGGAAUAUAAUAUUGGAAUAUAAUAUUGGAAUAUAAUAUUGGAAUAUAAUAUUGGAAUAUAAUAUUGGAAUAUAAUAUUGGAAUAUAAUAUUGGAAUAUAAUAUUGGAAUAUAAUAUUGGAAUAUAAUAUUGGAAUAUAAGAUUGGAAUAUAAGAUUGGAAUAUAAGAUUGGAAUAUAAGAUUGGAAUAUAAGAUUGGAAUAUAAGAUUGGAAUAUAAGAUUGGAAUAUAAGAUUGGAAUAUAAUAUUGAGAUAAACAUUGGGAUAUAACAUUAAGAUAUAACAUUGGGAUAUACUAUUUGGAUAUGAGAUUGAAAUAUAACAUUGAAAUAUAACAUUGGGAUGUAACAUUGGGAUAUAACACUGGGAUACACCAUUGGGAUAUACUAUUGACUAUUGGGAUAUCAAACAACAAAGCAAUGAAGACAGGUGAUAAUAAAUAAUGGAAUGUCUGUUUUUCGACCUGAUGACAAUGUCACAAGCAGAGAUUUACUUGCCAUUUACACCCCCACCCCGAACCCCCCCCCCUCCUCCCCCCCCCCCCCCCCCCCCCCCCCCAAAAAAACCGGAAUUCGCCACGAAGUUCGUAGUGUGUGUGUGUGUCCAGUAGAGACAUUCACCGACCAUUGUUGCGCACCGACUUAUUGUGUUUGAUUGUGCGCGGUGUGUCUUAUGCGUUAGUUCGGUUAAAAGCGGCAUUAGAAUUGUGAAGCACUGUCACGUGGUAUUUAUGGAGGUUGUAUGGUAUCUUAGAUUUUAGAUAAAGUGCAGUAACUUGCAACACAACUGUAAGGGCCCAUAGCAUUAAAAAUAUAUCCCCCCCACACUUUUUUCUCCAAAACAUAGAAAUUAAAAUAGUAACAAAAUUGUUACACUUGUAAGUUUCCAUUGGGGGUGGAGGGGGGGGGUGGGAGAGAGAGAGUCUGCACUUGCACCAGCCAUUGAUAUUAUUGUUGUUAAAUAUUAUAAUUAUUUCUAAUAUCAAUCACUCUAAACGAUGGUAAUGUCUACCUGACAGGUCAUCACUCAACAUAACUUUUUAUUUAAUGGUCAUUCAACAGUUUCAUAACAUACCUUAAUAAAGAAACGAAAACUAACUAUGAAAUAAAGUGAGGUACCAUUUCAAACUCACAGCUGUUCACAUGAUUUCUGAAGAAACAAAAAGGAAAAAGUUUUUCUCAUUAUUAGCACUUGGAAAAUUUAAAAAAAAAAAUAAAAAAAUUUAAUCACUGUACAUAUGUGGAAAACAGUAUAAAUAUUAUUAAAUAUCCAUUUGAGGAUUAGAUCAAAUAUGAAUUUAAAUAUGAUAACAUUUAACGUCUCUCUAAGAGCUAGUCCCAAGAUUGCUCCCACAUUAGGGAAGGCCAUCUGGAGUGUUUGCCUGUGUUUCAUUUGAUUAAGAUCUGCGUGGGACUGAUUCAUUUCAUCAUCAGGUUUAUGGUUAUGUUUAAUAGAACAGACAAAUGAAUGUGUAACAUUUCACAUUUGGCAAGGUGGAUUUUGGCUUGGUGUUUAACUUCAUCAACAUCUUCACUUAUUUUGUUUGAAAACUCUUCAUUAUUAUUGUUAUUAUUAUUAUUAUGGCCUCUAAAUCUGAAAUUUUGAAACCCCGUUCAAUGUUUGAGACUCCAGGCUAAUGCCUACUUGGCCUCGUAUAGGAAUAGCCAGCCCCCACCUGUGAACCUUUGAACACCAGUGAAGACCGCUGCUUGAUAGCAAUUUUAAAAAUAGUAAGAAUUCACUUGAAUUGAGAACGGUUUCUCAGAUGUCAAAAACAUUCUAGCGUACCGGGUAGUUAUAUCUAUAUGUCCAUAUAUCUAUCUAAUUUUAUAGAUGUAUAUCUAUAUGUAUUUAUAGCUAUCUAUCUCUCUCUCUCUCUCUGUACACACACACAUAUAUAUAUAUUUAAAUUUACAGAUAUAAAUGUCAUAUAUCUGUCUAACUUUAUUGACAUCUCUAUUUUAUACCUAUUUCAGUGCCCUCCUGGACAACUCCAUGACAGCUGCCCCGUGAAGUUGGCUGUAGAAUUAAAACUAAUUCAGGUCCUCAAAUUGUUCAUCAUCAGUGGCUAUGAUAUCAAUCAUCUUAGGGAGUUUCUAGGUCAUCCAGAGAUACAUGUACUGUUUGCUGAUAACCAGGUCAGUACAUGUCACACAGAAGGUCAGUACAUGUCACACAGAAGGUCAGUACACGUCACACAGAAGGUCAGUAUACGUCACACAGAAGGUCAGUACACGUCACACAGAAGGUCAGUACACAUCACACAAAAGAUCAGUCCACAUCACACAGGUCAGUACACGUCACACAGAAGGUCACUACACGUCACACAGAAGGUCACUACACAUCACACAGAAGGUCACUGCACAUCAAGGAUUAAUAAAGGAUAGAUCUUAAAUCAUAUUUUUAUUUUUUAAUGACUUAUAUUUUAAGUAAAAUAUAAAUAUUAGAGUAUAUGUAGGGACAGUACUGUGGACCUUGUUUGUUUAAAGUGUUUAGAAAGAUCCAUUUCAUUUUUAAGACAGAAGGCUGCAUAAACAAUAGUUUGAGAUUCAUUGAGGAGCUUUAUUAAUUAUUUGGCCUUUAAUCUAUGACAACCUAAAUAAAUACUGGCACAAUUGAAACCUAGUUUAAGUCUAAAACAGUGUUUAAAUAGUUUUUAAAAAAAAAUUAAUAUAAAGCUAUUGAAUUGAUCAUAAUGGUCUUUGUGAUAAUAUUAAGGCUAUAAAAUUCCAAUCAAAUUUGUUUACAGAAUUUAUGGUGUAUUAGUAGGUUAUCUCUCUUUAUUUGCCCAAUGCUGUAGCCAACAGGCUGGUUUGUUGUAUGAAAGGUUUCUGUCUGUAAGAAAUAGAUUCAUUUAAUUCAUGUUACUGACUACUCCCUCUUGUUACUGACUACUCCCUCAUGUUACUGACUACUCCCUCAUGUUACUGACUACUCCCUCUUGUUACUGACUACUCCCUCAUGUUACUGACUACUCCCUCAUGUUACUGACUAUUCCCUCAUGUUACUGACGACUCCCUCAUGUUACUGACUACUCCCUCUUGUUACUGACUACUCCCUCUUGUUACCGACUACUCCCUCUUGUUACUGACUACUCCCUCUUGUUACUGACUACUCCCUCUUGUUACUGACUACUCCCUCUUGUUACUGACUACUCCCUCUUGUUACUGACUACUCCUUCUUGUUACUGACUACUCCCUCUUGUUACUGACUACUCCCUCUUGUUACUGACUACUCCCUCUUGUUACUGACUACUCCCUCUUGUUACUGACUACUCCCUCUUGUUACUGACAACUCCCUCUUGUUACCGACUACUGCUCCUUGUUAUUGACUACUCCCUCUUGUUACUGACUACUCCCUCUUGUUACUGACUACUCCUUCUUGUUAUUGACUACUCCCUCUUGUUAUUGACGACUCCCUCUUGUUACUGACUACUCCCUCUUGUUACUGACUACUCCCUCUUGUUACUGACUACUGCUCCUUGUUAUUGACUACUCCCUCAUGAUACUUGGUAUUCCCUGGACAAAUUUUCAUGACACCCCCCACCCCUUUUUUUUGAGAUAUUUUAGUAAUAUAUUACAGACAUCUUAAUUAUCAAUGUUUGGGUUUCAGAAGAAAAACCACACUUUUAAUUUAACAAUACUAUGUUUCUAUUCAUCUUUUUUCUCUCUCCUUAUCAAAUGAAGGUGAGCCACUGGCUGGACCACGCCCACCAAGUGAUGACGCUACGACAGAUCUGCCGCAGGUGGAUCAGGCACCAUCUGGGCUUUCGUUUGUUCAUGGACAUUUCAAAACUUCCACUCCCUCAGAAGCUGUUGGACUUUAUCUCUAUGAAGGAGCUUGAGGAGACACUGACGACACCCUGAAACAAUCAGAACAGACUACUCUACGGCCUCUUACCCUGCCCACCUGACACUGUUAUAACUUUAGGCACUUUAAAAAUUGAGCUCUUUAUUUAUACAUUGAACAAAAUAUUUCAGAGCUUAACCCAUACAGAACUGACCUACUUUUUGCUUUUAUUGUCUCAGUACCGGCCAUUAAUUGGCUAAUUAUUCCCUGUGGCUCAGACAUUAUUUUGGAAUGAGUCAAAAUUAUAUAGGAUUGUUUAUUUAUUUUGUAACUUUUUUGUUUUAACCAAUUGAUAAUAACAUGUAGAGAAUUAUCUUUUCAGAAAUGGAUAAGGGUGUUAAAAAAAAAACACUUCUAAUCCCAAUUAAAGCUCAAUAAUAUUUUCAGAACAAAAGGUUUCAUCAAGUGGGUGUAAGUCGCCAUCAGCAAUAGCGAUUAGGUAGCACCAUGGAAACAACAAAUACAGAUCCGUUCAAAAAGCUCAGUAAUUGGUCGAUUUUCAUAAUUUAAAAAGCAAAUUAAAAUUUGACUAUUCCCCUAACGAAUAAACAUUCUGCCCAAGACUGGGGUAAAAGUUUAUAGCUUCGUUUCUGUGUUUUUAUUAGAUACCCCUCUAUGUGGCAAAUAGAUGCCCUUGGGCCACAGGGAAAACAAUCGGCUAGUGAAAAAAGAUGCGCUUGGGUCACAGGGAAAAAUUAGGUCACUGCAAAAAGACGCGCCGAGUACUGUAAGGGUUAAAAAAACAAUAACAUUUUUUGAUAAAAAUACAAAAUUGUUUAAAAUUGAAACUAGCAUUUAGCAAACAAUUUAAACAACUCAAAACAAUAGUUGGCCAGUAAUUUUAAAAUAAAGGGUUUGCUUGUACAAAUGCAGAUAGCUUUUGAUGAGAAAAAUAUUUUGACCUAUCACUUGUGCAAAGGUGCAUAUCGGGAUAAAAAAAAAUAUUGAACCCUUCUUUUGUUCUGAGCCUUGCUUUUCUCUGUUUUUUAAAUGUCUGUAAAAUGUUCUGUAAGGAAAUAAUGCCCUCCCUCUCUCUCUCUCUCUCUCCCCCCAGGCCUUACCCCAAUGAUUUCCUCCUAUAAGAUUAACCAAUUUCCCACUAUGUUUUAUCAUUUUAGAAGGUUAUAUUUCUUUUCUUAAAUUUGGUGGGAAAUGAGUAUUUGAUAUUUAUAAAAUAAAUUUGAGUAAGGACUACUGACUAACAAUUUUUCACACACAAAAACGCAAAAGAAAGCAACAGAUAUGACAUUUGAUUUUUUUAAAUGCUUCACAAAUAUUUAGAGUGAGUGACCUAGAUUUUAAGUACCAGUAUAACAAUACCUGUAAAUAGUUUGUAUGUAUUAGAAUACAAAAGUUUUUUUUAAUGCUUUAAAGAAUUUUCCUAACAAAGUAAGGCAACCUCAAGUAAACCCAAUAUGAAAAAAAAAAUAGCCAUAAAACAAUACGUUACCAAAAAAAAAAUAUUUAGGUUUGAUGACAUAGGAACUCACUUUCUAUUUGCAAUAAUUGUAAAAUUCUUAUUUCCUGUAAUGCAGGAUAUUUGUAAUUGUUGAGUUUGCCCAAAGGCCUUUUACUGCACUAAAUUACAUUAACAACAUGGAAGACAGGAAAUUGCUUUUUCAAAAUGUAUAUCUUGCCUGAAAUUUAAAAAAAUAAUGUAAUAAAAAUGCUUUGUUAAAUCUCAGUAUUUACUUCAGUGUGUGCCCACAUUAUAAUUUUUUGACAUUCAAGUAAAAAUUCAAUGAUGGUGAUGUGUCCUUCUUUAAAAUCACUGGAAAAAAGAAAAAUAACAAUUAUAUAUGGAAAAACUCUUUAUUGUCAACACAAUGACACAUGGAACGUUAUUAAAUCUGAUAAUUUAAUUUCAUAAAUAUUUAUUAAAACAA
Lymnaea stagnalis (great pond snail) is the source of this 13284-nucleotide messenger RNA. The record is from the annotation of a GenBank genome assembly. Lineage: Eukaryota; Metazoa; Mollusca; Gastropoda; Lymnaeidae.